AUGAUUGGCUGUCAGUCCGUCCUGCAUUCUGACUUGUGGGUCCUUUGGCCGUUCCUCAGGCCAACCCAUGACAGUACGGCUGGAAUAUGGGCGACCCUUUUGUAUAGCGGGGGAUGGUAUGCAUGGUCGCAAGGGAGAUACGAUAUUGCGCAGCAGAUGGUGGGCAAGGCAAGGAAGGUUCGUCAGAGAAGAUUUGGAAGAGAAGAUGUGGCGACUCUGGCAAGUAUAUCGUUAUUUGCCUUGGUCCAGAAGGACCAGGGCCGGUGGUCAGAGGCCGAGAAGCUGGAGGUGCAGGUGAUGGAGACGAGCAAGACCAAGCUCGGGGCCGAUCACCCCAACACGCUGUCGAGCAUGAAUAACCUAGCUUUCACUUGGCAAAAUCAAGGUCGCCACGCAGAUGCUUUAGCACUGAUGGAGGACUGUGCCCAGGCUCGGCGGCGAGUGCUUGGGGAAGAGCACCCAUAUACGCUGUUGUCUUUAGCCGCUGUUGCUAAGUGGAGUAGCUAG
This is a messenger RNA of Dichotomopilus funicola, 507 nucleotides long. RefSeq lists its product as uncharacterized. The record is from RefSeq and is a predicted model, not a curated record. Gene Ontology annotation, molecular function: protein binding. The transcript has a single exon. The coding region runs from base 1 to 507 and encodes 168 amino acids. NCBI's taxonomy places the organism in Eukaryota, Fungi, Ascomycota, Sordariomycetes, Sordariales, Chaetomiaceae.